This is a messenger RNA of Bombus huntii, 1945 nucleotides long. RefSeq names its product protein TAPT1 homolog. Gene Ontology annotation, cellular component: ciliary basal body; endoplasmic reticulum membrane. Lineage: Eukaryota; Metazoa; Arthropoda; Insecta; Hymenoptera; Apidae. The transcript is spliced from 7 exons. The record is from RefSeq and is a predicted model, not a curated record. The coding region runs from base 243 to 1652 and encodes 469 amino acids. Gene Ontology annotation, biological process: positive regulation of cilium assembly; maintenance of protein localization in endoplasmic reticulum.
UUAUUCGUCCGUGUUAGUUCAUGUUCAUAGAUAUAGAGCGAUUUUAAUUUAUAUAAUGUUUUGCAAAGAAAAUUAUAACUUGAUCCUUUACAUAAUCGGCGAAUCGAGAUUUAGAAGUAAAGAAGUAAUUUAAAUAAUUAGGAAUAAAUCAACAGGAGACGAGAAAUUUAAAGUUAAAAGCGGUCCUAUAGUGAAACGAGAAAUUUUGAGGUUAGGAAAUAAUAAUAAAAAAAUACGCAGAAAUGAAUACCGAAGAAAAUUGGCGAAGUUAUACUGAUAAAACGUACGUAAAAAUUAAACCUACGAAACAAUUGGAUAGUCAUAUUAAUAAAAUUCAAGAUAUGAAAGCCCAAUUAAACGUUGGAGAAUAUCAGCAUAGAAAACCAGGUGUGUCUCUUACACAAUUUCUACGAACAGAAUUAACAAGAGGCUAUCAGUUAGAGAAUGAUGAGGAAAGUUUCUCUGCAAGGAGAGAAAAACUUUAUUCAUUUAUGAAAAUUCCAAAAGAAGUUGAAAAAUUUAUGGCCUAUGGAUUUUUGCAAUGUGCAGAUUCUUUUCUAUUUGUUUAUACAUUUUUACCAUUAAGAUUCAUGAUGGCACUAUGGACAAUGGUUACAAGACCCCUAUGGCAUUGUCUCGGAAAGAAGAGGGAUUUAAGAGUUGGAGAACGAUACCUAAGACCAGCAGAAAUGUGUGACCUUUUAAAAGGAAUCGUGGUGAUCAGCUGUUGGGCAGCUACAUGGAAGGUUGACACUUCGAUGAUGUACCAUUUGGUGAAAAGUCAGUCUGUGAUAAAACUCUACAUAUUUUAUAAUAUGUUGGAAGUCGGUGAUAAAUUAUUCAGUGCUUUUGGGCAAGAUAUAAUAGAUGCCCUUUUCUGGACAGCUACAGAGCCUAGAUCAAAGUCACAAGCAAGAUCUCAACAUUUGGGCAUCCUACCUCAUCUAUUGUUUGCUUUUACCUAUGUUUUAUUACACAGUAUUUUGGUACUUUUCCAAGCCACAACUUUGAAUGUUGCUAUAAACAGUAGCAACAAAGCUCUGCUCACUAUAAUGAUGUCUAAUAAUUUUGUAGAAUUGAAAGGUUCUGUAUUUAAGAAAUUUGACAAGAACAAUCUCUUUCAACUAUCUUGUGCAGACGUAAGGGAACGUUUUCAUUUAAUGAUGCUCCUUCUUGCUGUAAAUCUUCAAACAAUGAAGGAAUAUGCAUGGAAAGCUGAACGACUCGCAGUGCUUCUUCCAGAUUGUAUAAUGUUGCUCUCUGCUGAAGUCCUUGUAGAUUGGGUUAAACACGCCUUUAUAACUCGUUUCAAUGAACUUCAUUCAACAGUAUACAGAGAUUAUACUAUUAAAGUAGCCUAUGAUAUGGCUCAAACUCGGCAGGAGAGCGCCUUCUCUGAUCCAUCAGAUGUAGUAGCCCGUAGGAUGGGUUUUAUUCCCCUUCCUCUAGGAGUUGCAAUAGGAAGAGUUCUUUGUACGACUAUUACACCACCUGUUCAACCAGCCAAUAUAAUUUUGUUGCUUCUAGCCUAUUUUAUUCUGGUGACAUUCAAGAUCUUAAAUAGCUUGAUAAUUCUUGGCAAAGCAUGUGAUAUAAUCUUGUCACAUUCCAAAAAAUCGGACAAUAAAGUGACGUAUAAUUGUAUGGAAUAGUAUUUGAAUAUGAAAAAUAUGAAAAUGAAUAUGAAAAAAUUUAGAACAAAAUUGUAAUUAUGUUUUUAUGACAUUUUGUUCCUCUUCUUACUUGGGACUGGUAAUUGAUAAUUAUUGGACUAUAAAUUCAAUUAAGGACUGUAGUGUUUUACAGGAAAAGAUUUGAAUAUUAUUAUGUAUAUAAAAGAUGUAGAAAGAAAUAGUUCACAUUUAUACUUGUAUGAAAUAUUUAUAUUUAUUGAACCAGUGGUAUUUUUUAAUAUAUUAAAUAUUAGACGUACAUUUUUCAUUAA